CUACCGGUCCCCUUUAUUUAUUUUUUAUUUUAAUUUAAUUCUUCUUCAAUCCAGAAAGAGAAGCAAAUCUUUACAAAUUACAAAUAUCACCCAAAACCCUUUUGCUUCAGUUUACGACAGCUCUGGAUCCACCCUCAUGGCUUCCAAUGGUGCUUCCGCGACAGUGGCCGCGGAUACAGAGAAGAGCUUGGAGAAGAUCAAGAGGCAGUUAGCUUCUGGUUCUGGCAGAACUUUGCUGCAGGGGCCACUUCUCAAGCGAUCUGAAACUCUAAGAAAAUGGAAUGAGCGUUGGGUAAUCUUGGACCCGACAACGGGGAGGAUGGAGUACAAGACAAGGAGGAAUGAACCAACUAUAAAGGGGACCAUAAUAUUUGAUGCAAAUAGCACAAUUACUGUAUCUCCUGUGAAUUUCCAUGGACUGCCAAAGUAUGAUGGAUGUUGUAUCUAUAUUGGGACACCGCAGAAAAACGAUUAUUUUCUCUGUGCGGAGACUCCUGGCGCAGCUAGAGCUUGGGUGUCAACUUUGCAUGCAACUCAGUUGGUUCUAAAAGCCCAUAAGGAGGCUGUGAAUUCCUUAAGUGGCAACGGUUCUGCAAAAUUAGGAACUGUUGCAACAGUUGUUGCUGCAGCCAAUUCAACAGCCAUGGAGAGUUCCAAAGAAAUUGAAUCAGCAAUGCAGGUUUCUCUGCGAAAUGCUCUGGGGAUGAUAACAAAUAAGACUCCUGACGGUCCUUUGGAUGAUAUGACAAUUAUGAAGGAAACACUGAGAGUUAAGGAUGAGGAGCUACAGAAUUUGGCUCGAGACCUCCGUGCCCGUGAUUCAACAAUAAAUGAUAUAUCAGAGAAACUGACUGAGACUGCUGAAGCUGCCGGGGCAGCAGCAUCAGCUGCUUAUACUAUGGAUGAGCAGCGGAGAAUCGCAUUUGCUGAAAUUGAGCGUUUGAAAAAGGAUUCAGAGAAGCAUCAGGAGGUGUAUGCGCAGAAGCUGAAAGAGUCUGAAGAAAAGAUUAUGAGCUUGAGCAAGGAAAGAGAGCAAUUAAUCAAUCAGAGAGAUGAAGCUAUUCGGGAAGCAAAUAUGUGGCGCUCUGAGUUGGGGAAAGCUCGAGAGCAUGAUGUGAUCUUAGAAGCUUCUGUUGUAAGGGCAGAAGAGAAGGUUAGGGUUGCCGAGUCAAAUGCUGAAGCUAGGAUAAAGGAAGCUGUGCAGAGAGAAUCAGAAACCGUAAAAGAGAAGCAGGAGCUUCUUGCUUAUGUCAACAUGUUAAAAGCACAACUUCAAAGACAACACAUUGAUACAACUCAAGUUUUUGAGAAGACAGAGUCUUGCUCAGACAUGAAGCAUGUUGAUCAAACAGAAGAGAAUGUGGAUAAAGCUUGCUUAAGUGUUUCCAGAGCAGUUCCUGUCCCUGCAGAGAGUGUAGUUCACAUGGCAACAGAUCAGGUGAACGUCCGACCAGUCGGAGACAACGAAUGGAGCGAUAUUCAGGCAACUGAGGCAAGGGUAGCUGAUGUAAGGGAAGUAUCGUCUGAAGCUGUAGGAAACAGCUUGGAUAUUCCGGUGGUUAGUCAACCUGGCUCUGAUCAUCACGAACAAGGAUCAAACUCUUUCCAUCAGCCCUGAUCCCAAAUCUUUGGCCAUAUAGAAUUUUUCUCCCGGGGGGAAUUGUAAUUAUACCAUUUUAUUUGUAUGUGAAUGUAAACUUAUUUGAUUUCAUUUUCCUGGUUCCCUAAUAUGGCCUGCCCUGGCGAAGGGUAUCUUUUCUACCAUACAACGAGCUGGCCUCUUGUAAACUUCCACAGUGAUGUGUAAAGUUUGAUCUAACCCAGCAAGUUCGUUCCCAGAGGCUUGUGGGAAAUAAAUAAUUUACUCCAAUGUCAGCUUAAAAUCAUCAAA
This is a messenger RNA of Neltuma alba, 1891 nucleotides long. RefSeq names its product switch-associated protein 70. Gene Ontology annotation, biological process: endosome organization; retrograde transport, endosome to Golgi; receptor recycling. NCBI's taxonomy places the organism in Eukaryota, Viridiplantae, Streptophyta, Magnoliopsida, Fabales, Fabaceae. Gene Ontology annotation, cellular component: trans-Golgi network; early endosome; recycling endosome. The record is from RefSeq and is a predicted model, not a curated record. The transcript is spliced from 10 exons. The coding region runs from base 137 to 1618 and encodes 493 amino acids.